AUGGAUACCGAAAGAUCAGAACUAGCUAAACACAUCGCACAGACUGGACAUGAGAUCAAUUGGAAGGCAACAGAAAGAAGAGCCCCAUACGGUAACAACACAAAGAAGCGGAAGAUUAGGGAGGCCCUUGACCUGCUUGAGGAGAAAAAUCUAAUGAACAGAAGAUUGAAGAAAGAUAGAGUUAGUGAUAAUUUUGCCUACUGCCCAAGCAAACUCGGGUAA
Protopolystoma xenopodis is the source of this 222-nucleotide messenger RNA. The record is from the annotation of a GenBank genome assembly. Lineage: Eukaryota; Metazoa; Platyhelminthes; Monogenea; Polystomatidea; Polystomatidae.